Podarcis lilfordi (Lilford's wall lizard) is the source of this 9533-nucleotide messenger RNA. Lineage: Eukaryota; Metazoa; Chordata; Lepidosauria; Squamata; Lacertidae. The record is from the annotation of a GenBank genome assembly.
UCAGGAAGUUCUUCCUAAUGUUUAGGUGGAAUCUUCUUUCUUGUAGUUUGGAUCUAUUGCUCCGUGUCCGCUUCUCUGGAGCAGCAGAAAACAACCUUUCUCCCUCCUCUAUGUGACAUCCUUUUAUAUAUUUGAACAUGGCUAUCAUAUCACCCCUUAACCUCCUCUUCUCCAGGCUAAACAUGCCCAGCUCCCUUAGCCGUUCCUCAUAAGGCAUCGUUUCCAGGCCUUUGACCAUUUUGGUUGCCCUCCUCUGGACACGUUCCAGUUUGUCAGUGUCCUUCUUGAACUGUGGUGCCCAGAACUGGACACAGUACAACAGGUGAGGUCUGACCAGAGCAGAAUACAGUGACACUAUUACUUCCCUUGAUCGUUGCUUCAAGCUACGGUCUUACGGAAAUGUGUGCUUGGGCCCCAGGGCAGCCACCCAAUAUUUUUCUCUUUCGGCUGAGUUUGCCAUAAAUUGGGGUUGUUUUCCAUUCCAGAAACCCUUUAGUCUAUAAGGAUUUCUGCUGUAUUUAUGAAUUAGGCUGCAUAGAUUGCCAUGCCUAACACAUUCAGUACACGGUGAUUUCCUGCAGAGUCUCCUUUCAGCCCAAAACUUCCAGUGUGUGUUUGUUUACCCAGAGAUUUCUGCCAUGAGUCAUAAUUAUGAAACGUAGCAUCAACUCCCUUAACAAAUCCCUGAACAAAAGCUGGUCUCCGUAGCAGUAAGUAUAAAUAGGCAGGAACCAACAAGGGCAAACAGUGCCAGCUCAAGUUUAAGUGGAGAGAAAAUAGACGGAUAGCAAGAGGAGAGGGUCUGCAUCCAAGUCGGUGAUGUCUGGGGCCCAUUUCCACAGCGUCCUGGUCACAGGAGCCAAUCGGGGUAUCGGGCUGGAAAUGGUGAAGCAGCUCCUACAACUACGAGAACCACCAAAAUGGGUCUUCGCCACAUGCAGGGAUCCACAUGGAGGAAGAAGCCAGGUGAGACCGUAGGGAUGGGAAGAGGUUAGUUUCAGUUAAAUGCAAACGUACCUGCUUUGCACUUUCCUGAGUAAUCCGUGAGCUAAGAUGCAGCCACCUUUUUGGAAUUCCCAGUUAAUGAGCAUCCCCAGCCACGUGCUAUGGCAAAGCGUGCAUAUAAUUGCGUAGAGCAGCGAGAAACAACAUACCAAAACACAUUCUAUUAGGGGAAAUUGCUUUGCAUAAAUUGUGCAUGUUAGAAUAAAUCCACACUGAAAUUAUGAAGAAUUCUCAUGAGGACUUUUAAAACAGAAAAAUAGCAAACUGGAAAUAUGGGGCUCCGCUAUACAGCUGCAAAUAAAAGGUUUGUAAAUGUGUGGUAAAGUGAAAUAUACAAUUGCGGUGAGCUAUAGCAAAUUCAAUGCGUUUUUCAAAACAAUUUUUCUUAAAGCAUUUUCAUGACAUUUUUAACGUGGGUAGAUUCCACCAUGGAGAACUAAAGACUGGGGAAAUGAGCAACUGAAAUGGACAGAUUCACUCAUCCCCAACUUCAGAGCUGACCAUCCUUUUAGAAAGUGACAGUUUUUCACGUCCAAUUCCAGGCUGAGAGAGAGAAGAGGAGAUGUGCAAGUUAGUUCCACUCCGUCCAGAAGUUCCAUGGGGCUAAGGGAGAGGGGGUGUUCUUUGUAGCAGCCCCUGAGCUGUGGCAUCCCCUCUCCACAGAAAUGCAUCCAGCACCUUCAGCUCUCAUCGUGUGCUGAAGGCGUGCACCACUUGACCCUGGCUGUUGACCCCUGAGAUGUGUGUUUUUAGGACCCACCCUAUUCUCUUUAUUGUAAAUUGUUUUUACCUCAUUUUAAAAUUAUUACUGUUAUCUUUAAGAUUUAUAAGCUGCCCUUCCUCCUAAAGAAGCCCAGGGCAACAAGCAGCAAGCUAUAAUACAAUUAAAAAAACCCCACAUUUAAAACAUCUUAAAAACCAUUCAAAUACAGCUGCAGGCUGGGAAAGAUCUCAGUUUAAAAGGCUUGUUUGACAGAUUGUGUUUUUACAAAAUAAGAUUGUGUUUUUCCAUUGCUGUAACCUGCCUUGGUACCUUAUGGAGACAGGUGGGUAAGAAAUGAUGAUGAUAAUAAUUAGCAAGCGUUUACCAUCUUUUCGGCUAAAACUGCUCAGCAUAAGCUACAAAUGGAAAGCUCUCCCUUACACCCUGCAUGAGAGGCAGGGAAGGGAAGAUCUUCCAGGGAGGCAGGCUGGGAGAAGGGAAGCUCCCAUGUGAGAGCUGGGAGGGUCUACCACCUUUUGUGUGGAACAAGGGUUAAGAUGCACCUCUGAUAGAGGCCUUUGUGUCUCCACCCUUCUUUGUCCCUUCCUUCCUUUUGUGUGUUUGUCUUGUUUUGUUUUCUCCUUUAUUUUCCUUUUUCAUUUAGAUUAGUUUGGCUUUUAUUUUGUUGAAGAGCUUUGGGUUUUUUGUUUUUAAGAGAAAGCUCUCUAUUCUUUUAUCCUUUCCAAAUGUUUCAUCUGAGAGAGAACCCACAUUUUCUGGUUUCCAUCACUGGUCACCCUGUUCCUCUUUCUUUUGUUCCUAUCUUUGCCUUGUGGGAGUUGGCAGGGGUAGGAGACGGAAUGCCUUCUUCACAUUUUGUUUAGUGUGUCUUUCCAUAGUUCUCAUUUCCGGUACAAUUCCUUCCCCAGGGAUAGAGAGAGGGGGAGAGAGAGAGAGAGAAUGUACUCUACUAUGCUGCCUGUGUGGUAUUGUGGUUAGAGUGCUGGACUAGGACCUGGGAGACCAGGGUUCAAAUCCCCAUUUGGCCAUGAAGCUCACUGGGUGCCCUUGAGCCAGCCACUCCCUCUCCGCCUAACUGACCUCACAUACUUGUUGUGGGAAUUAAAUAAGGGGGAGAACAAUGUAUGUCACCUCAAGCUCCUUAAAGGAAAAAGGUGGGCUAUCAAUGCAAUUAAUAAUAACAGCCAUGUAUGUCCGUUCACAGGUUACACCAGAAGUCUGUGAGGUCCUUGGGGGCCUGGCAUUUAUUCAGUAUCUGCAGAGUUGUAUGUCUGCUGUCAUUCUGCAGCAGCAGAAAAAAACAAGCUUCUUGAGAUUCUCACCUUUCUGACUCCUGUGGCUUCGAAAAAAACUGUGAAGCCAGUCAAUUUCUGCUAAAAUCUCAGAAGCCAGAGGCUGAGUAACAGUGAGCAGUCUAGAGUGCCCCAUAUAACUCAAACGAGAGCAAAACAAUUUGUGCAAAAUAAGUGAAAUUAUGCAAACAUGCUCGGGCCUCAGACUUUUCUGGGUCUAGCAUUUGACAUUUUUACAGCAGCACUGAGGCAGCCUUGAGGGUUUGUUUCGCACAUGACCCCCUUUUUCUCCUUUUAGGAACUGAGAUCGCUGGCUUCUAAACAUCCCUGCCUCGUGAUUCUGCAGCUGGGUAUGACUUUCGUUUUAUUUAUUUUCUUCUAUUCCAUUUCAGUUCUUUAAUCUUAGAACUGCAGAAACCAACAUGCCCUGUGGCUCCAUUUAGGGUGGAUAGCUGAACAUUCAUUUAUUAAGUGCCUCCUGUCACAAUGUGUUAGUUAUGCUCCAGGCAGAAUCCUCACAUCUCUUUGCUCUGUUCAUUUUGAAGGGCAAAGGCUUAUUCAGGGUGGCCUCCUGCAGAGGUGGGGCAAGGUCAUUUCUACUCACUCAGGUACUCAAGGUAGAUCAGUCUCCCUCAACCUGGGAUCCUCCACUUGUUUUGGACUACAACUCCCAUCUGCACUGUACAUUUAAAGCACUACUUUAGCCAUGGAGCCAUGUGUUCGUUGCGCCCCAGGGGAAAGACUUAUUCAGGGAGGCCACCUAUAGAAAUGGGGCAAGGCCAUCUGUACUCACAAGUACUCAGUGUACAAGGUCCUCCGCUUCUUUUGAACUACGACUCCCAUCUGCACUCUACAUUUAAAGCACUACUUUAGCCAAGGAUUUCCCCCAAGGAAUCCUGGGAACCAUAGUUUGUUAAGGGUAUUGGGAGUUGUUAGGCAAGACCCCUUGUCUCCUCACAGAGCUACAGUUCCCAGAGUGGUUUAACAAUCCAUCCUUCCUCUAGAGGACUCUGGGAACUGUAGCACUGUAACAAACUACCGUUCCCAGGAUACUUUGGGGGAAGCCAUGCUUGUUUAAAGUGGUGCAAAGGUGGCCCUUGGCAGGUUUUUAAAUAAAUAAAGGUAGGAUUAUUUGCCAGGCACAAGCAUGUAUAUUGAAGAGGAUUAUAAAGUUUGUGCCAGUUAACUAUCACUCCCAGAUUAACUGAGUGGCUUCCAUACAAAAGGCUGUAGCUGUUCUGGCAGGCCCGCAUUACAGUACAUCUUCCUGAGAGUUGUAUUAGGUUUGUUUGCAUUAGCUGAAUUUUGAAAGAUUCGGGGCACACAACAGAAAGUGCUUUUUCAUGCAGUGCAUAAACAGGAGGCAAAGAUGGCUGCCAAGAGGAUUAGACAAAUUCAUGGAGGAAUCGGGUAUCAAUGGCUACUAGUCACCAUGGGUAAUGCCUCUGCGUGCUAGUUGCUGGAAUCGCAGAUGGGGGGGGAGAGUGGUGCUGCGUUUUAUAAAAAUAGCAGUAUUCUCCUCCUGUGAGUUCCAACAUUUUUGAGAAUGCAAGCCCCAGGCUUCACUGAAGAGAUGAGAAACAGGUUGUUUUCUUUUCAAAAACCUUCUUUUUAAAAGCUUUUUUUAAGUGGAGUUCUUUAAUCUGGUCAGUAUCCGUGCUGGAUUUGAAAUAGCUUUUCCACAUGGAAUUGUUUUUAGUUGUUUAUAUAUAUGGAAUUCCUUACAUCUGGAAAUUGUUUUAUUUCUAUUGUCAUUGCUUUUAUUGUUCAUGUUUUUACUAUGAAAUCACUUUGAGGUUUGUGGCUGUGGUUCCCAGACUCUCCCCAUGCCACAAGACUAUUUGAAAAUCACUGAAGGUGAUUGAAAAUCACAGACCACUUAACGAUAUUUCUGCCUCUUGUCCCAAUCUUAAUGUGCUGGGCUGGAUGCACGGCUUUUAACUGAAUUUUAGUUGCUUCUUUUAUUUCUUGUAUAUUGUGUUGUUGUUUUUAUUGUGUUACAAUCUGGAACAAGAUGAUGGAGGAAAUAGUGGAGAUGGACUGGUGUAGAUAAAUGGCAAGAGGGGCACCUGCCUGAUAUGCCAUGGCACAUAUAUAAUAACAGCACAAAGAGCCUGCCUGCUAGAUGAAGCCAGGGGCCCAUCUAGGCCAGCAUCCUGUUCUCACAGUGGUCAACCAGAUGCCUGUGGGAAACCACAAACAGGACCCAAGCACAAGAUCCCUCUCUCCCAGUGGUGGAGGAAAGGGGGUGUGGGGGUGUGGCCGGGCCCAGGUGUCAUCACUGGGUGUGGAUGUGUGACACAAUGAGUUAAAAAAAUAAUUGGGCUCACGAAACGUUUUAGGAGUGAUGUGGUGGCUUAGGAGCCUGCAGGUUCCGCGCUACCAGAAAUGGCAGCAUGGGACUUGCACCUGCCUACUGCCUCUCCCUCAGUCGCCCUACAGCUGAGGGGGAGAUGAUGGCUCUCUCCUCCUACGGUUUCCAGCAACUGGUAGAGGCAGAGCAUAACCAUCAUGCCUAGUAGCCAUUGAUAGCUUUUUCUUCCAUGUUCACCUUUGACUUUCCCUCUCUCCAAGGGCCCCCUAAUGCCUUUCUCUCCUGUGUUGCUGUUUCCCAGGUUCUAUAUCCCUGGAUUAACAUGACCUGUAUUUGAUACCAUCAUGCUGGGCAUUACUUGAAUCUGAUCAUGGGCUCAUCCAACCCAGUAUCAUUUAUUAUUAUUAUUAUUAUUAUUAUUAUUAUUAUUAUUAUUACUAUUACCCAGCCCAUCUAGAUGGGUGGCCCCAGCGCAGCUUCCAACACAUAUAAAAACAUAAUAAAACGUCAAACAUUUAAAACUUCCCAAUACAGGGCUGCCUUCAGAUGUCUUCUAAAAAGUCAUAUAGUUACUUAUCUCCUUGACAUCCGAUGGGAGGGUGUUCCACAGGGAGGGUGCCUCUACUGAGAAGGCCCUCUGCCUGGUUCCCUGUAGCUUCACUUCUCAUAGGGAGUGAACUGCUAGAAGGCCCUUGGAGCUGGAUCUCAGUGUCCAGGCUGAACGACAGGAGAGGAGAUGCUCCAGGUAUACAAGGGAUUGUCUGUGGUUGACGGGCAGAGGCUUUUGCCUUGAGCAGAGAACUCUUUCUCAGUCUUGAUGGGGACAAGGCUGAAGAGGAUGAGGGAAAGAACAAGUGUGACCAAACCCAUGGAGAACAGCUGUAGCUCUUUGCCAUGCAGAUGGUCCCAGGUUCAGUUCCCCGGGCCCAGCUUUUCCAGGUUGUCCUGGGAAAGUCUUCUCUCUGAAGCCCUGGAAAGCUAUAAAGGGGAGGAAGGUGUUUCCAUGACAAAUCCUGUGCCCUCUUUCCACAGAGUCCACGGAUGAGGCUAGCAUCAAGGCUGCUGCGAAGGAAGUUGAGGUCCACCUGGCCGGAAGUGGACUAAAUCUGCUGAUCAACAAUGCAGGCAUCAUGCCCCCGAGCACCCUGGAGUCGGUGGACAAAGAAGAUAUGCUGAGUGUCUACCGUAUCAAUCUCAUUGGCCCAAUGCUGGUGACACAGGUAGAGCUUAUCCUCAUACUUUGCUAGAGGUGGCAUCCAUUCUUCUGGGCAAAGAAGGGAGCAGCAGGUGAAAGGAGAUGUUAAAAGGCUCCCACAACUUUAACGGAAAGCUCUCCAUGCUUAUUUCCUUACAUUGAAUUUCCUGAGACAGGGGCUUGUCUUCCUAAUACCCUGCCACACUCAGAGCGUAUUGACCAAGAAAGAGAGGGGGGCAAAAUAUGCAGGAGGGGUCCAGCCAAGGAGAAGUUGAGAACCAAGGAUGGAGGGCCUGGGAAGGGGACAAAGGGACUGCCCACGCCUGUCUUCCUUUGCAGGCAUUUCUGCCCAUGCUGAAGACGGCUGCUAAGAAGAGCAACAGGAAGGGGCUGAGCUGCAGCAGGGCUGCCAUCAUCAACGUCUCCACCAUCGGCAGCUCAAUCGGGAGACCCCCUUCUAUGGCCAUGUUCCCCGUCAUUUCUUACCGCUGCAGCAAGGUAACGUGGGCAGCACAGCCUCUCCUGCCUGCCUGCAUCUUGGCCAAUCUGUGCAAGUGGGGCAGGGUCAGCAACAGGGAGUGGGGCCAGGGACAGUUGCCGCUGACAUCACUGUGGCCUCCUGGGAGGGGUGAAUUUAUAGUGCAAAUUCCAGCACUGACCGCAGCCCUUGUUGCACAUAGUUAGGAACUGGCUCCCACAAGGUGCAGAGUGAUGGCCACCAAGCAGGAAGGCUUCAAAAGGGGAUUGGACGAAUGGGUGGAGGAGGGCGGAGCUACUCGCGGCUGCUAGCCACAAUGGCUAUGUAUUGCUUCCACUGAUGAAGGCAGCAUGCCUCUCUUAGCAGCUGACAAUCCGUGUUGCCCGCAGGCCCAGCUUGUGGGCUCCCUGUUGGAGCAUCUGGUUGGCCACUGUGGCAAAGAGGAUGCUGGACCAGAUGGGCUGCCGGCCUGAUCCAGCUGCGUGACUCACUAGUUUACCCUGUAACCUCCACGGUGCUGCUGCUUCUGUCUUUCUUCAGACGGCGCUGAACAUGCUCACGCGGUGCCAGUCGCUGGAGUACAAGGAUGACGGGAUCCUUUGCGUUGCACUUCACCCAGGAUGGGUGAAGACGGAAAUGGGAACAGAGAAGGUACGUAGUGGCAAAAUCGCAGUUGGUCAUUAGAUCAGGAUGUGGUAAAAGAGCGGAGGAGGAGCAAGAAGCACAGCUUGCAAACUAGAGCAGUGGUUCCCAAUUGAUUUCGGGCCACCGCCCUGUUUGUUCCAUAAACUCAUCCCCAGGGGCCCCUACCCUACCAAAAGCCAGAAUAGUGGUUUGCAUGACCCACCAAAGAAGAUAGUAACACAAUAAAACUCACAGCAGUAAUAACUAAUUGCACAUUCAUACUGGCUUUUCAGAGUCUGAUAAUUCACACCCCCAGUACUCCCCCUGCCUCUCCUAGGUCAGGGGUUUUCAACCAGUGUGCCGUGGCACCCUGGGGUGCCAUGGUCAGGGGUGCUGUGGGCAAUACUGGCCUCUGUCUCUCUUUCCUUCCCUCCCUCCUCUGAUGCCCUCUCACGUCUCUGCCUCCCCAAGGCUUGCAUGGCUGUUUGUUGCAGCAGCCCUGGCUGCAUGUUCUGCAGGCAAAUGGUGCCUCUGGGGCUGGCCAGGGGGUGCUGGUUGCCAGGAGGUGGGGGAGCCUUGCAGUAAGCAAGCAACCAGGUGAAGGAGCCUAACCAGCCAGUCCGCCAGCCCUUGCUGCUGGGAAUGAACAGACAAGGGGGAAAGGCACUGGCCUUUCUUGUGCUUGCUGUGUGCCAUGCCUGCCUGGGAGCUGAGUGCCCUGUGCUGAAGGGGAGCCUUUCUGCCAAGCAGGCCUGGCAGCGCCUGCUGCCGCCCCCCAAAGUAAGGUGCUAGCCCCAUGUUCACCUCUGGCCAGUCUCAGUUGGGCCACUAAGGCUAGGGGCAUCCUCUUCCCAGGCCCGUGGGGCAGUGUGAGGAGGCACCUCUCUUUGGGGCAGCGGGGGGAGUUCAGAGACCAGGGGUGGCAGCAGUGGCUGCUGAGAGGACUCUCAAAGGGAGGAGGCUGAGGAAACACUCCACAAAGGAGGGUGUCUGAAAAGGGUAAGAGGCUGCUAACUCUGCGGGCAAGGGGUGGCAAGGGACUCCUGAGCCCUACAGGGGUGCCACAGAAAGAAUGUAGUUGGUAAAGGGAGUCAUGGACUCAAAAAGGCUGAAAACCUCUGCCCUAGGUAAUCCUGCCAUCCCCCAGAGGGCAAUACUGCCCACUUUGGGAACCACUGAACUAGAGGGAAUUAGAACCAGGGGUUGGGUCGCAUAGCUUGAACCAAUACCCAGAAUCUGGCCUUUUUCACCCAAGUUGCCAGGAAGGAGGUGGCCGGGGUCUUUUCUCUGCAGAAAAGUCUCCAUUCUUGGGACUUUCUCGCAUUUCCUCCACUUGGCCCUGCUCAGAAGUGAAAUUUAUCCAGCCCUGUGGAAGGUUGGUUCCUGGCAAUCUGAAGCCUUUAGCAGCCAUGGCCCCCACCCAGGUCUUCUUGUGAUUUUUUAAAAUUAAUAAACUGUUCCCCAUAACUAUGCUCAGAGCGGCAAAGAAACUGCCAGCAGGGCAUCCAUAAAAUAGAAGCUUCUGCAGCUCAAGGUGUCUGGCAACACCUGGUGCCCCCACCUUUCCUUUCCCAAGUGGCCCAAGUCUGGUGUCCUCGUGGCGGGUUUUGGUUUGGAUUUUCAAUGCAAAAACAUGUUUGCACAUUGCAGGCGGAACUGACGGUGCAAGAGAGUGUGCAGGGGAUCAUCCAAGUGCUUUCCAGCAUCAACGAAGAGAAAAAUAGCCGCCUGGUGGACUGGGAGGGGAGGAUUGUGCCCUGGUGAAGCCAGCAGCCAAAGAGAGAACUCUCUCAAUGGAUGUGUCUGUGUGUCCCAACCCAGAUCAGCUACAAGUAAUGUGGUUGCAUCUAGCUGCCAUGACAGCACUUACAAGAAAUAAAUCGCAUGGCUUUCAUAACCUG